Messenger RNA from Pogoniulus pusillus (Red-fronted tinkerbird), 2288 nucleotides. It is a transcript of the gene EBLN1, whose product is annotated as endogenous Bornavirus like nucleoprotein 1. NCBI's taxonomy places the organism in Eukaryota, Metazoa, Chordata, Aves, Piciformes, Lybiidae. The transcript has a single exon. The record is from RefSeq and is a predicted model, not a curated record.
UGACAUUCAUUUUUUUUCUUUUGACACCUUGUUUUCCUGCUCUGUAAGUAGACUGCUCUUGGCCUAAUUUCUUACUAAAGCCAUCAUAAAUAUUUAUCCUGAAUUUAAAAAAAAGAGGGAGCAAAAAUCCUUCAGUGAAUGCUGCAAAUUAACAUUCAAACACCAUAGAAUCGUAGUCGUGGCUUUGGAAGGGGCCUCAAGGAUCAUCUGGUCCAUCCAGAUGCCUUCAAUGGAACAAUGGUGAAGAGUGUCUCCUCCCUUUGAGAAGAGAGAAGUAGCAUCUAUGAUAUGGCAUUUCCUUGGCAUUUUCCAAGGCAUGGUUCUAGUGAGGAAGCCUGGUUUAACAUAGCAAAUUACACACAAGUGUUUCCAGGCUUUAUGGCUCCCAUACAGUGGAGAGCAGAAGUUGAUUCUGCUAAUGUUCUACAGCUUUACAAUAGUGAUCCUGGAAUUGGCUGGAUCAAUUCAAAACUAUGGGUUAGUCAGCUUGUGUACCAAGUGAUCACACUCGAAACACAAGGAGGAGAAUGUGUAGAACAAACCAGACUUGUUGCAUCAAAAUCACAGAUGAUAACAUGCUUCACAGUCUGGGAAUACCUUCAUUGUAUGGGUGGCACUGUGUUUAUUAAAGUGGUAGUCCCUGGCACUCCAGUGUAUGUUGAAGCUAUUAGAUCUGUCAGAAAAGAGCUAGAUGUUCUGUUUGGACAUAAGUGAAAGCUAGCACCCAGACAAUUUCCUAAUCUAGCUACAGCAGCAGACUUCUGGUCAAAAUGCUAUACAAACACUACAGGUGCAUUUAGAGCUCCUGACAUUGUUCCAGGAGCAGCAGACAACAUGGAUGUGCUUCAGACUGCCAUGGCAAGGAGAGUCAUCAGGACUCAAGCUGCCAUGGGAGAUAUGGAUGCUGAAGCUGAUGAGAUUUUCAAGUUUAUUUGGGUUACAGGGAUUUGUAACUAAUGAACCAGUCUUAAUAAAACAAACACUUGAAGUCUUUUGCUUCACAGCUGUGCAAAUAGUUCUAGAACUAGAUUUUGUAGGUGGGAACUGCUUGUUGCUCACAUUUGUUUAUCUGCUGAUAAAACUGCAGAGGACUGUAGGUUGCUUCUGAAUUCUUGCAGCAUCCAUUCAUAAUAGGUACUACUACUUUUGUAUUGCUCCACCUGGAACUAUAUGCCCUUAUUUUGAGUCAAAUUUGUGGUCUUCUGGUUUGCAAAAUGUUUUUGUGGCAUGUUGCACAGUAGAGGCAAUAUAAUAAAGGGGAUAUUAAGAAAGCUACUAUGUCAAGUGUGCAUACUGUGGAUAUUUCUAAGUGCCAGAAUAUUUCAGUAACUCUUUUGAAGCUUUUUUCCAUCAUCUUCCCUAUAUUUUUUUUCACACCUUGCUACCGUUUUGCUGGUUUUUAACAGAAUAACCAUGUACUUGAUCCAUUUAGUUGUGUUCUGCAUAUUGUAGUCUAUAGGAAGUUUAAGGGCAUAACAGUAGUUGCUAUUUACAGAAGGUGAGUUUAGUUUUGUUCAUUAACCUUUGUGUUCUUUGAAUUAAGGUACAUUAAUUCGUGUACUGAAAGUUGCAGUAGAACUCAUCGAAUAUUCAGAGCCUUGAUCUUGCAGCUGAGUCCACAAGAGGAGGCUGUUUGUCUUGUCUGGAGCUCUGCUGAUGUGUUUCAUAAGAGCUUGGGUACAGUCCAGCAGAUAAAUGGUUGAACUAAGUUUAUCUUCUGCCUGACAGGUUCAAAAGGUUCAUAAUUAACAAUUAACAGUUGUGUUAAUUACUGAGUAACAAAACCCCCAACUUCUGAGUUGAUGUGAUGUGCAAGUGGAUUUAAUUUAGGUAUUUUCUGGGUGUGUUAUCUGUGUAUAUGAAGAGACUGGUUUAAAACACAGCACUUGGAAAUGACAGUAGGGACCAGAGAAGUAAGUUAGCAUCCUGUAAUGCUGUUUGGUGUUAAUUUUGUGACUCAAACCCCAACCAAAUUCUGUAACUUACUUGUGAAUAUUUAUAAUGGCUUUACAUAUACUUAACAUUGUAGACUGAAGCUCACAGCAUUCAGAUUUCUUACCAAUGAAUCUUCAGGACUCUAAUUAAAUGUUUUAAUUACUCUCUUUAAAUAUAUGUGUUAGCAUAAGAAACAGUACUUGAUACCUGCCUAAACAGAAAACAUAUGAAGAUAACAUCUAUAUCAAACCUCAUGUACUUUUGAAGCCAUACUGCUUUCUUACUGACUGUAGUGUUUCAAAUCCUUUAAACUAUGCUACUUACACAACAGAUUAAAGUAGCUAAUACACUAA